UCAAAAUCAUCAUUUAAAUGCAUCAGUUAUGAUGAUCGAAGAGAUAUUUACGGCUGCGACCCGUGUAGCACGAGCACAUCAUACAAAUCAACAUUAUAAUUCACAUCAUUCCGAAUCAGCUGUAUCACCUGUUACGUUAAGUUCCGAUUGGUCCCGUGUAGCUCGGUUACUAUUAUUAGCAACGUUAGCGGUAAUUGGUAGUGUGGGAAAUGUAUUUAUGAUUAGUGCUGUUAUGGUUGAGGAUCAUUUGAAAAAACGGGGGAAUACGUUUAUAGUAAACGUUGCAUUAGCCGAUUUACUAAUAACUGGAAUGGUAAUACCUGCAUCAACUGUGGCAAUCCUGGCCAGUCUGGAUGGUUCCCUGACAAUAUGUCGUUUCCAAUGGUAUCUGGCCGUACUAUGUUUUUUUGUCACCGUUCUAACAUUAACCACAACAGCAAUUGAAAAUUACGCACGACUAUGUUGCACAAGUGAAGAUUAUUACAAUAGUAUUCUAACUCCAACACGGAUUACCGUAUUACUACUAGUUUAUUGGGCCUUAUGUGGAAUUUUAUCUGGAUUACAAUUUGUAAUCGAUGUCGGUUUUGACUAUUGUACACGAAAAUCGACCGGGUUGCUACCAUAUCAAGCGACUCUAGCAAUAUUAAUAGUAUUUAUGCCGAUUUUUAUUACGUGUUUAUUCUAUAUUCGAAUUGGAUUUCGAAUACGUACAACAAAGGCACGUCCAAAUUAUAAGGCGUCGAUUAUCUAUCAGUGGGAUUAUGCGUUGACGAAAACCAAUAUGUAUAGUUUUAUAUUGUUUCUUCUAUUCUGGUUUCCGUUCGGGAUCGUUCUGGCUGUGGACGGCUGGUCUGCAAAGCGGACGGUAAACGAUUCUCUCUUCUAUAAUUUAGCAUGGUUUGCACUUAGUAAAUCGUGUAUCAACAAUUUUUUAUACUGCAUAACAAAUCAACAUUUUCGAAACGCUUAUGUAAAUUUAUUCCAUUAUUGUUGUUGUAAGACCACAGUGUCAUUUAAUCGACGAACGCGUGCAGAUGGUCCAGGACGAGGCCCAUCUGGAGAUGUUCGAGUGCAUAUUAUACCAGGAUAUAAUAUGUAUUCAUAUACAAGCCCACAACGAAGUGGAGGCAGAGAAUCUGGUGGAGGAGGACAUCAUGGUGGUGGCGGCGGGAAACGUGGAUGUGUAAGUUCAUGUCGUCCAUCGACAAGUCAUCGGCCAAAUGGACGUGAUGUUUAUGAAUUAUGA
Chrysoperla carnea is the source of this 1246-nucleotide messenger RNA. RefSeq names its product melatonin receptor type 1B-A-like. Gene Ontology annotation, biological process: G protein-coupled receptor signaling pathway. NCBI's taxonomy places the organism in Eukaryota, Metazoa, Arthropoda, Insecta, Neuroptera, Chrysopidae. The transcript is spliced from 3 exons. The record is from RefSeq and is a predicted model, not a curated record. Gene Ontology annotation, cellular component: membrane. Gene Ontology annotation, molecular function: G protein-coupled receptor activity. The coding region runs from base 29 to 1246 and encodes 405 amino acids.